Messenger RNA from Mizuhopecten yessoensis (Yesso scallop), 7212 nucleotides. RefSeq lists its product as uncharacterized. The transcript is spliced from 2 exons. NCBI's taxonomy places the organism in Eukaryota, Metazoa, Mollusca, Bivalvia, Pectinida, Pectinidae. The coding region runs from base 632 to 5899 and encodes 1755 amino acids. The record is from RefSeq and is a predicted model, not a curated record.
CACCUUUGUUGUUCGUGUGUAAACAAAGCUGCAGCUAAAAAAUCGGCAUAAACUACAAAAUGGAGGAUAUUUUUUGGUGUGGUAUAAUUGCUGACCUUGGCUGAGGAUAACAAAGCUCUGCAAGAAAAUGGAAAAUCUAGGAUAUUUCUGUCUGGGAAAUUCUUCCCGGUUUGGAUUAAAACUCCUCUCCAAUAAGUCUCCUGUGUUUACAGAUAACAGACUUCUGGACACGGCGUGUCUAUCAUCUACUGGAAAACAAAUACAUUAAGAUGAUACAUGAUUACUGAAAUUUGUUGGUAGAAGAUUUCACUUGUGCUGUUUAAAUGACUCUAAAGACAAUUCCAGUUUCGUCAGAAGAGACGAAACAAAAAUGGAAUGAAUUCCUUGGAACUCUUCCCUUAAAGGAGAAGAACCGACAACAGUGCUAUUAACAAACCCAGGAUCGUGUUAAAAAUCCUUACAGAUCUGUAAAUUAACGUGAAAAAAAUGAUACAGAGACCAGAAUUGAGAUUGCACUAUUCAACAUAGAACAUUUUAAUUUAAAGAUUUGUAAUAACAAAGGAGGAUGACACGGAAGAGUUGUGGAGUCGCUGAAGGUUGAUAAAACCGAUCUGACAUCAAGGUGUAUACCAUGGAUGGUAACCAGUGUCAGGUCUGUCUCAACUAUUUCAUUGACCAUACCUCAUUACAGAACCAUAUAGAGACUCAUACCAAACGUGAGUUAUAUACCUGUAUUGUGACAUUAAAAUCAGCCUUGUCGCAACUCAGACAAACCGGCCAAUGGUUCAGUCUGAGUCCUUCUGUAGAGAAAAAUGAAACCAGUAUACGAUUGGGUUUGGAGCAGGCCCGACAAACAGAGGAAAAUUUAGCCGUUCAAAUGCAGAGUAAUCUCGCAACUUCCACGCAGUCCAGUUUGGAGACAGCUGCAGCUGUGACUCUGGUGGAGAAACUAAACCGUCAAACUGAAUACCAAGAGGCGUCGUCGUCGUCACAAAUUGAAAAUCAGCAUGCAGAGGGUCUGGAUGGAGUAGACAUGUCUGGUGCUUCACCAAGUGAAUUGCAAAAAUAUGCACUGAGUAUUGGCAACGGAAAGGCGUUCAAUUGUGAUACGUGUGGUCGUGUGUUUGGAACCAGCUUCGCACUUCGUCGUCACACUAUGAGUCAUAAUAACGAACGUCCUGAUAAGUGUGACAUUUGUGGGAAAGGUUUUAUUGGUAAACAGAAUCUGGAGGUCCACAGGCGUGUGCACACUGGAGAGAAACCAUAUGCUUGUGAGGUCUGCGGGAAGAAAUUCUCACAACACGGAUCUUUGUAUAAACACCGUGAGAGGCAUGGAAGGUGCUUCAAACCCACAGAACCUGGAUCAGAACCAUACCCUAUGGACAGUGAAAGUGACUUAAAAAUGGAUGGGUCAGGAUCGUUUUCUGCAGAGGAGGGAUUAGCGAUCAGCACUGAAGGGCCAGACACCGAGGAGGAUGGUCAAGAUGAGGUCACAACACAAGUUCAAGGUCAUCCUCCAAAUUUAGAAUUAGAUCUGAGUAAGGCUGUUAGUGGUCAGAGCCAGGUUGGUAACAUUCCCAACAUGAACUUUGACCUUCCUACACAAGGGCAACCUCAAGGCCACCAACAUGGUCAUGACCAUUCACAAGGACAAGGUCAUAGUCAUUCGCAAGGUCAUACUGACAGUCAGGCACACAGUCACAUUCAUUCUCAACAAGGUCAAAUACAACCACAAGGUCGUAUUGGUGCCAUACAACACACUAGUAUGUCAAAGCAGAGCUCUUCAAUGGAACAAGUUCAGGAAAUGCCUGCUGGAAUUUUGGCUACAGAGGAAAAUGAAAAACAUCUUCAAGAUACAGAUCCAGGGGAUGUGGCUCAUGAUGAAAAUUUAAUGAAACAGAAUCUCAAAAAUGAUGAUCCCAUGCUUGCGGAAGAAGAAAUGAAGACUGAAAGUCAAAAACAGGAGGAGAUGGAAUAUCUUCUUAGCAAGAUGGAUCCCUCACAGUUGUCACCAGGUCGAUCAAAAUCUGGUGAUGACGGCCUACAGUGUAAAUUUUGUCUGAUCAAGUGUGCUUCGAUAUUUGAACUACAAUCUCACUGUAGCAAGUACCACACUGGACAGAAACCCUACCGUUGUAACGUGUGUGGUAAACGCUUUAGUGCUAGUUUCUGUCUGCGUCGUCAUAUCAUGUUGCAUACGGGAGAGAAACCACAUAGGUGUCCAUACUGUCACAAGGGUUUCAUUGAGAAACAGCAUCUACAGAGUCAUAUUAGGAUACAUACCGGAGAGAAACCUUAUAAAUGCCACGUUUGCUCGAAAAGUUUCACACAGUACGGAACGCUGCACAACCAUCUUCAGACGCACAACAAAGAGGCAUCACCAGAAUCUUUAACUUUGAAAACAGAGCUUAAAGAGUCGCCUACUCCAGAGCAAGUUGCAGCAGUAACCGUAGCACAACAAAGUACAGCCGCCUCCCAUCACCCAACAUUGUCACAUCAUCUGGCAAAACCACAGGAAAUUCCUAAGGAGUUGGAGAAUCAAAUUAACCCUGAGCUUCUUCUCAGUGGAAUGCAGGGUAUGUCAUCACUGAGUAACCCUCUGCUUCAGUUCUCACAGGCUCUUCACUUACAAAUGCAGCUUUACACUCGCGAGUUAGAGAGUCGGAAAUCUUCCAUGACACAGAUGGAAGGCAGUGACUUUGAAGGAACGGAAGGGGAAAGCAACGGAGAAAGAGGGGAGAUAAUUCCGGGAAAGUAUGGAGAAUCUACCUCAACUUCAGCACCAAAUAAGGAAGAAUUAGAAGUAACAAAGGAAGCUCCUCUAGGAAAGUUUAAAAACGCCUCAAUACCAAAUGUACAAGUGAAGAAAGAACAAGGGGAGCUGGCUACAAAUUUUGUGGAAAACGGUUUUGGGAACUCUCUGGGGCAGAUAACCGCUCCAAACGUUGAUCUGUCUGUCUUAUCUAACAAAGAACUGGAGGCUAUGGCUGCGGCUGUGACUGAUAAGAGACAUAAGUGUGACUAUUGUCAGAGUCAGUUCAACUCUCCAAUCACCCUGGAACGGCACACGCGCACACACAGAGGUCAGAAACCAUUUCUUUGUCAUUACUGUCAGAAGAGCUUCACAACCAGUUACUGUCUACGCCGACAUGUCAUGACCCACACAGGCGAGCGGCCGCAUGCUUGUCCAACUUGUGGGAAGCGAUUUAUUGAGAAACAGCAUUUGAUGAUACACACAAGAAUUCAUACAGGCGAAAAACCAUAUCAGUGUAAAUACUGCGGUAAAAGAUUCCCCCAGGGGGGAUCACUCUAUCGGCAUGUUCAGAUACAUUUAAAAGGAAAAUCAGUAAAAAUCAAAGAUGAGCCGGAUGUUUCGGACCAAUUAUCUGAGGCUAUACAGAAUUAUCAGCUAGAACAGAAGACACCAGAAUUAGACGAGUCUAGCUCUAGUACGUACAGCUCAACUCACAUGCAGUCGGCGCCGUUGGAUGCUUCCGUGUCCACACACGCUAUUUCAACCCCACAACAUACAAUCCCUUCAAGUACACACCAAGAAAAACUGGACUCUGCGUUGCUUUAUGCCCAUGAUAUUUUACGGAAUCGUCAUCUGGAUGAAAACCACCAGCCAAAUUUUCAACCUAAUGUUAGCUUAGAAAAUAAAACGGCGGAGUCUAAUAUACCAGAAGAUCUGAGUAACAUACGCUUCAUCGACUCUCAUGAGACGGCUGUCAUGGUGAAGGAAGGAACAGGCGAUAAGUCAGACGCGGCACAUAACGAACAAAGAAACAUUGAUCUGACAGCAGCAGCCUAUCAAGCAGCGUUUUCACCGACAUAUUUGAGUCAGAUUCAAAAAUACGACGUUGCUCGUUCUGCAGGCUUGCAAUACCAAGAUGCUAAAGGAAAAUCAAGCACAGCAUUGAGCGAGGACGAAACAAAGUUUGAUGUCAUAUCGGACAUGGUUAGGCGCGAUUACCUACAACACCAGUAUAACUUCCUGUUCGGAAACAUAGAUGCCCGUGCUGUACUGAUACCAAAAGAGGGAGGAACAGAAAUUCCCCAGACUGUUGAUAGUCAUGAUGAUAAAAUUCCUGCACCUGACGACCUCCCAAUGAAUCUGACCGAUAAUCGGUAUCCUUCAACAGAUGUUGGUAAGGCUGUAGAAACUGCGGCGAUUCCUCAACCGGCCGAUUACAGCAUUGGGUCGCAUCGUCUGAAUGUUUCUACUACAAUGUCUCAACAGCAAGCAGUGGAGUACAACGCCGCUGUGGAAAGUAUAGCAGCGUCACAACAGCAGCACCUUAUCCCCACAACAGCUGAGCUUCAUAGCGACUCGAAUGACACCCGGGACGCCACUGUGUCCACUGUUGUAUAUCCAUGCAAUGUGUGCGGUCAGCAGUGCGAGUCGUUACCAUCGCUGGUGUACCACUUACGAGAGCAUACAGGAAGUACAGAGUUACGCUGUGAAAUCUGUGGUGAGACUUUCACAGUAGCGGAACAUUUGAUUAUACACUACCAGUCUCAUGCCGUUGAGCGUGCUAUGUUGCAGACAGAACAAUUGCAAAGUCCUGCUAACGGAGCAUUGCUGAAGGACAGUCAAAUCCCUGUAGAGGGCGCUGUGACUGAUGUCCACACUGCUCAUCAGGUGGCGCCACUAGAAGACGUAAGACCAAGUGAAUUGUUCCAUCACAUACCCACCACAGAACAGCUAGCGGACCCAUCAAACGUUCCAGUCACCGUGGCCCAUCAUCAUUCGGUCGAGGGGUACGCUCCUGGAUCUAUCAUCACACAAGGCGUUAGUGAUACACACGUUGGCGUCAUCAUGCGUCAGGAUUCAUCACAAGUCCAAGGUCACAGACAUAAUCAAGGUCAUGGUCAUGCUCAUGGGCAUGGUCAAGGUCACAAUGGGACUAAUAACACUAAAAAUGACCUUGAUCAUCAAAUACAGACUCACCAAUCAGAGAUGGCAGCAUCAAAUCAAGACUCAGAGAAUCAAAAAUCGUCUGACAGCGAGGAUGACGAUCUGGACGGAACAAUGGCCGACCACCAUCCUCUUGCUACCUCAACUCCCUCUCAUGCCCACAUUUCUCAUCCUUCUACCAUUGUAGAGAAUGCACACACACAGUCUGUCUCAUACACGAUGUCGGACAAACUGGCCGGGGAAGGUAUACCAAAGUUCAUAGAGACCGGCAAUAUUCUCAGCUCAUUUUCUGAGCUGGCGAGUCAGGUCAUGCAGAGAAAUCUUGGAAGGACACCGCUUCCGACUCCAGUUUUCCCAAGCACAAGCGGAUUCCAGAGCACAGGUCACGUGGAACCAGCCCCUUCACCGGCCACGUCUGUUAAACAAGAGUCUACCGUCCAAGUCACCCCCACUCGGAGCCCCGUGGCUGACAGUGCAGAUGAAUCACUGUCGCUGUCAAACGCGAAACCAUUCGUGUGUGAAAUUUGUCACAAACAGUUCAUGAACAAACGCAGUUUCUAUCGUCAUGUGCGGCUACACACGGGUGAACAGUUGUGUAAAUGUGAAAUCUGCGGGAAGGGAUUUACUGGUGUGUUUGGUUUACGUCGUCACAUGGUCGGCCACAGUGGAGACAAACCGCACAAGUGUGAAUUCUGCGGGAAGGGUUUCAUAGAAAAGCAACAUCUCGAAUCUCAUAGACGUAUACACACAGGUGAGAAACCGUUCAAGUGUGAUUUUUGUGGGAAGCGUUUUACCCAGUAUGGAACUCUACACAGGCAUAAACGUACUCACACUAAGGAGAAACCGUACGGCUGCCCACACUGCCCGAAACGAUUCGGAGAAAAUCGGCAGCUUACACAUCAUCUAAAGGUCCACAGCCCGGGAGGGCAGCUGGUAAAGGAGGAAGACGAGAGCGGCAAUGACGGAGCAGACACUAAAUAGAUACAUCUCUUGGCUCGGGGUCUUGGGUUUUCAAAGCUUUGUCACCUAAAUGAUGACGGAGCAGACACUAAAUAGAUACAUUUCCGGGGCUCGGGGUCCUGGCUUUUCAAAGCUUUCUCACCUAAAUGAUGACGGAGCAGACACUAAAUAGAUACAUUUACGGGGCUCGUGGUCCUGGCUUAUCAAAGCUUUGGUUCCUUAAUGAUGAACUAACACAAUUUUAUCCUCUGGAAUUCUUUUAUAUUUUGGAUCAUACCAAACAGUGGAUGGAUAUAUAGCUGAAUUUUCUUCAUAUUUCAUUAUGACUGCUGAUGCGGUCAUAUAUAAUUAGGGGAAAGUUCUUACGGAUGUAAGAGCAAAAAGAUUAUUUUCAAUAAUUUGGUUAUUUCUCAUUAAGGUAAUAGUUUGAACAGCCAGGCUUCAGGUUUAAGGGAAAUGUUUAAAUUUUAAUGUGAAGUGAAAAAAUACUUUAAAUAAAUUUAGAGACGAUGACCUUCAAGUUCAAAACUCUCCUGAUCAGAAAUUGACUUAAAAUUGACAAUGUCACCAGUUGCUUAAAGAAGGAAAUCAUUAUAUUUGAUUGCUUUCUCUGGUAAAUAGAAUAUGAAUAUUAAUUACUGUCUGUAGUCAAUCAUUUUGGAAUCUUUGAAAAGAUUGUUUGCUGUGAAGUAUUGCAGGGUUGUAAUUUGAAAAUAAUAAUACUUAAUAUAAAAUGUUAUAUGUAUUGUUUAAAGAUGAUUUUUUAAAAGUCUUCGAAACCUAGGACAUCUUUUUGAGACAUAUUUAUUCAUAAGUAAAUUAAUUAAAAUAAGCUAGCAUAAAUAAGACACAAGUAAUGCUAAGAACAGAACAUGCUGUAAAUUAUAAAAAAUAGUCAGAAAAGAAUACAUCAUAAAUUAGAAAAUUAUGAUAAUUUAGAGCAAAAACAAUUUAAUAUUUCCUCAGAUUUCUUUUCAUAUUUCAACUUUUCACAUUGUCUUGAAAGACAUCAAUUUUCAUACCGGUUAUUAGCUUUUACCAAAAAGGCAAUAAUGUAUAAAUGAUAAGAAUGUGUACAAGCUUUUGUAUUUAAAUUUUCUGUGUCCUCCAACAUUACAGGGAAAUAUAUAUUGUAAGAAUUUACCACCAUUUGGACAGCUGACCACUAAUGACCAGUAUUAGGCCAACCUUAAAAUAUUCAUUGACCGACGCUUUGAAGUUUGGGUCGGUAGGGAAUUAACAAAAAAAUCUCCACAAUAAGAAGCUAGAUGGUAAAUAAUGAAAUAAAAAGAUUCAAGGUAUUAAUGAAAACAUUACUUCAUUAACUUCUUUCA